AUGCCAUCAUCAGCCUCCAACAUACUCUUCUUCGUGACCCGAGGUGUGGCUGCCGCUGGGAAUGGUCUAAUCGGUAUCUACGCAAGUAACAUCUAUCAAGCUAGGGUUCGAAGUCUCUCUAGUGGUCUCUGUGCAGCCGCCUUUCGGCUUGGAAUUCUCACUGCUCCCUACGUUGGGCAGGUUCUUUUGCAGGACAGAUCUACUAUCGUAGCAACUGCAACCUUUGCAGGGGUCGCUAUUGUUGGAUCGAUUAGUUCAAUGCUUUUGCCUAAGUUGAGAGCUCCGUAUACUGCGUCGAGUUCUUCCUCAUCCGGUUCCAAACGAAGUCUUCCAUCACUUCGAAGUCUCUUCCACUCUCCCAGUGUUUCCAACUUCACUACCAGUCGAUUUCCAAGUACAACUUCAAACUCCACCUUUAUUACCCCGAUUCCCGUCAAUCGACCAGUUGAUCCUGGUAUUUCCAUAGUCGAGAUGACCUAUCAGGAACUUAGAAAGAGAGAAGAAGAUGCAAGAAGACCUGGAAAUGGGGAAUUCGUGAUACACGAGGACUUUGUACCACGAAAUGCGAAGUUUGAAGUUGACGCGUAG
Messenger RNA from Rodentolepis nana, 588 nucleotides. The record is from the annotation of a GenBank genome assembly. Lineage: Eukaryota; Metazoa; Platyhelminthes; Cestoda; Cyclophyllidea; Hymenolepididae.